AUGGACAAGACACGGAGUGCGCUGGUGGGUGUGGUGGUCUGCCUUGUACUGCUGGCUGCGCUCGCUGGCGCAUGCCCUUGGUCCUGCCCCAACGGACUCGUAGCGAGACAGAACCUUCUCUACAACGCCACUGCCAACGGCUGCGGACCCGCAGGCCUGCAUGUGAGCACCAAGUGGGAGUUCACGCCGUGCUGUGAUCACGACCUCUGCUAUCAGGUGUGUGGCGGAAGCAAGAAGGCCUGUGACGAUGCCUUUCUCAAGUGCUUGAACGAUGUGUGCAAACAAGUCAAAAAGAAGAAGCAGCAAGCUGAGUGCCAGCAAACGGCCGCGCUCUUCUCCUUGGCUACCACCACGUUUGGGUGCUCGUCCUACCAACAGUCUCAAACCGCUGCCUGUGUGUGCGACAGCCGAGACGAGCUCUAA
This is a messenger RNA of Acanthamoeba castellanii str. Neff, 423 nucleotides long. RefSeq lists its product as uncharacterized. Gene Ontology annotation, cellular component: extracellular region. NCBI's taxonomy places the organism in Eukaryota, Discosea, Longamoebia, Acanthamoebidae. Gene Ontology annotation, biological process: phospholipid metabolic process; lipid catabolic process; arachidonate secretion. Gene Ontology annotation, molecular function: calcium ion binding; A2-type glycerophospholipase activity. The record is from RefSeq and is a predicted model, not a curated record. The transcript is spliced from 3 exons. Bases 1 to 423 code for a protein of 140 amino acids.